AUGGUACUGCCCCCCAAAAUGAGGCCACUGCUGUUGUUCCUGAUGUCCCAGAUGGCCAUCUUCAUUCUAUACAUCCAUUUGUACAACCACAACUUCAACUCCCUGUCCACGAGGGAGGAGCCCAAGCCCAUGCACGUGCUGGUCCUGACUUCCUGGCGCUCUGGCUCUUCUUUUGUGGGGCAGCUUUUUGGACAGCACCCAGAUGUCUUCUACCUGAUGGAGCCCGCCUGGCACGUCUGGAUGACCUUCACACAAAGCACCUCCAGGAACCUGCAUAUGGCGGUGCGGGAUCUGAUACGGUCCAUCUUUCUGUGUGACAUGAGCGUCUUUGAUGCCUACAUGAAACCUGGUCCCCGAAUACAGUCCAGCCUCUUCCAGUGGGAAACCAGCCGGGCUCUGUGUUCCCCGCCUGCCUGCGACGCCUUCCCAAGGGAUGCCAUCAUACCACAGGCUCAGUGCAAGAUCCUAUGCAGCAGACAGCCCUUUGAGAUGGUGGAGAAGGCCUGCCGCAACUACAGCCACGUGGUGCUCAAGGAGGUGCGCUUCUUCAACCUGCAGGUGCUCCACCCGCUGCUGAGGGACCCUUCCCUCAAUCUGCACAUCGUGCACCUGGUUCGGGACCCCCGGGCGGUGUUCCGUUCCAGAGGACGCACCACAGCAGAACUCAUGAUUGACAGCCGAAUUGUGAUGGGACAGAAGCAGCAGAACCUCAAGGAGGAGGACAAACCCUACUAUGUGAUGCAGGUUAUCUGUCAAAGCCAGAUGGAGAUCUAUAAGGCAGUGCAGACCUUGCCCAAAGCACUCAAGCAGCGCUACCUGCUCAUGCGCUAUGAGGACCUGGUCCAGAACCCCCUGGCCCAGACUGCCCGGAUGUAUAAACAUGCAGGGUUGAAAUUCUUGCCACACCUCCAGGCCUGGGUACACAACAUCACUCGAGGCAAGGGCACGGGUAGCCAUUCCUUCAAAAUAGAUUCCAGGGAUGCCCUCAGUACCUCCCAGGCCUGGCGCCAGUCCUUGCCUUAUGAAAAGGUUUCUCGGCUUCAGACAGUCUGCGGUGAUACCAUGAACUUGCUGGGCUACCGCCAGGUCAGAUCUGAGCAAGAGCAGAGAAACCUGUCGCUGGGUCUUCUGUCUACCCGCAUCCCUUGA
Messenger RNA from Pipistrellus nathusii (Nathusius's pipistrelle), 1149 nucleotides. NCBI's taxonomy places the organism in Eukaryota, Metazoa, Chordata, Mammalia, Chiroptera, Vespertilionidae. The record is from the annotation of a GenBank genome assembly.